GCGGGGAGGCCGGGCCGCGGCGUGAGCGCGAGGCAGGCGCGGGCAGCCCCGCCAGGCCCAGGCCCGGGUGCGGCGGCCACGGUCCCCCUCGCCAUGUCGCUGCUGUGCGUGGGAGUCAAAAAAGCCAAGUUUGACGGUGCCCAAGAGAAAUUCAACACAUACGUGACGCUGAAGGUGCAGAAUGUCAAAAGCACCACAGUCACUGUGCGCGGCAGCCAGCCCAGCUGGGAGCAGGACUUCAUGUUCGAGAUCAACCGGCUGGACCUAGGGCUCAUGGUGGAGGUGUGGAACAAGGGGCUCAUCUGGGACACCAUGGUGGGCACCGUGUGGAUCCCGCUGAGGACCAUCCGCCAGUCCAAUGAGGAGGGCCCGGGGGAGUGGCUGACGCUGGACUCGCAGGUCAUCAUGGCCGACAGCGAGAUCUGCGGCACCAAGGGCCCCACCUUCCACCGCAUCCUCCUGGACACGCGCUUCGAGCUGCCGCUGGACAUUCCCGAGGAGGAGGCGCGCUACUGGGCCAAGAAGCUGGAGCAGCUGAACGCCAUGAGGGACCAGGACGAGUUCUCCCUUCACGAUGAGCCCGACAAGCCCCUGGCGGUCCCCAGCAACCAGUGCUGUAACUGGAAUUAUUUUGGUUGGGGUGACCAGCAGAACGAGGACCCCGACAGUGCCGUGGACGACCGGGACAGUGACUACCGCAGCGAGACAAGUGCCAGCAUGCCACCGCCCUACUACACCACAUCGCAGCCCAACGCCUCGGUGCACCAGUACGCUGUGCGCCCGCCGCCCCUGGGUGCCCGCGAGCCCUACAGCGACUCCCUGCACAGCUACGAGGAGGAGUUCUCAGAGCCUCGGGCCCUCAGCCCCACGGGCAGCAGCCGCUAUGCAUCGUCCGGGGAACUGAGCCAGGGCAGCUCCCAGCUGAGCGAGGACUUCGACGAGCAGAGCCUGCAGGGCUCGGACCUGGAGGACGAGAGGGACGGCGACUCCUACCAUUCCUGCCACAGCUCCGUGAGCUGCCACAAGGACUCGCCGCACUGGGACCAGGAUGAGGAGCUGGACGACUACCUGGAGGAGGAGGAGCUUGAGGAGGAGGAGGAGCUGGAAGAGGAGGAGCUGGAGGAGGAGGAAGAGUUGGAGGAGGAAGAGCUGGAGGAAGAGGAGCUGGAGGAGGAGGAAGAGUUGGAGGAAGAAGAGUUGGAGGAGGAGGAGGAGGUGCCCGAUGACAUCAGGGCCUACGCCCAGGAGUUGGCGGCCGAGGAGCCGAAGGACUUCCAGCGCAUCAGCCUCCCGCCGGCUGCCCCAGAAAAGGAAAAAGUCCCCACUGUGCCCCCUGAGACCCCUGAGGUGACCCCGAAGGCCCCCGAGCCCGCUGUGCCAGAGGAGGUGCCAGCAGAUGAACGGGCAGCUGAGCCCGUGCCCCCCAAGGAUGAGGAGAGUUUCAGGCCCAAAGAGGACACGGAAGUCCCGGAGGGUCAGGACUCCAUGUCCAGGGCAAAGGCCAACUGGCUGCGAGCUUUCAACAAGGUCCGGAUGCAACUUCAAGAGGCCCGCGGAGAAGGAGACAUGUCCAAGUCCCUUUGGUUCAAAGGCGGGCCUGGCGGCGGGCUCAUCAUCAUCGACAGCAUGCCCGACAUCCGCAAGAGGAAGCCCAUCCCGCUCGUGAGCGACUUGGCCAUGUCUCUGGUCCAGUCCCGUAAAGCUGGCAUCACCUCUGCCUUGGCCUCCAGCACUUUGAACAACGAGGAGCUGAAAAACCACGUUUACAAGAAGACCCUGCAAGCCUUAAUCUACCCCAUCUCGUGCACCACGCCGCACAACUUCGAGGUGUGGACGGCCACCACGCCCACCUACUGCUACGAGUGCGAGGGGCUGCUGUGGGGCAUCGCGCGCCAGGGCAUGCGCUGCACCGAAUGCGGCGUCAAGUGCCACGAGAAGUGCCAGGACCUGCUCAAUGCCGACUGCCUGCAGCGCGCGGCGGAGAAGAGCUCCAAGCACGGCGCCGAGGACCGCACGCAGAACAUCAUCAUGGUGCUCAAGGACCGCAUGAAGAUCCGCGAGCGCAACAAACCCGAGAUCUUCGAGCUCAUCCAGGAGAUCUUCGCCGUCACCAAGUCGGCGCACACGCAGCAGAUGAAGGCGGUCAAGCAGAGCGUGCUGGACGGCACGUCCAAGUGGUCGGCCAAGAUCAGCAUCACGGUGGUAUGUGCCCAGGGCCUGCAGGCUAAGGACAAGACGGGCUCCAGCGACCCGUAUGUCACUGUCCAGGUGGGCAAGACGAAGAAACGGACGAAAACCAUCUAUGGGAACCUGAACCCCGUGUGGGAGGAGAAUUUCCACUUCGAGUGCCAUAACUCCUCCGACCGCAUCAAGGUGCGCGUCUGGGAUGAGGACGAUGACAUUAAGUCACGGGUGAAGCAGAGGUUCAAGCGGGAGUCGGACGACUUCCUGGGCCAGACGAUCAUCGAGGUUCGCACACUCAGCGGCGAGAUGGACGUGUGGUACAACCUGGACAAGCGGACGGAUAAGUCGGCUGUGUCGGGUGCCAUCCGGCUGCACAUCAGUGUGGAGAUCAAGGGAGAGGAGAAGGUGGCACCGUACCACGUGCAGUAUACUUGCCUGCAUGAGAACCUGUUCCACUUCGUGACGGAUGUGCAGAACAAUGGGGCGGUGAAGAUCCCAGAUGCCAAGGGCGAUGACGCCUGGAAGGUUUACUAUGAUGAGACAGCCCAGGAGGUGGUGGACGAGUUUGCCAUGCGCUACGGCGUGGAGUCCAUCUACCAAGCCAUGACCCACUUUGCCUGCCUGUCGUCCAAGUACAUGUGUCCUGGGGUGCCAGCCGUCAUGAGCACGCUGCUGGCCAACAUCAACGCCUACUACGCACACACCACCGCCUCCACCAAUGUGUCCGCCUCUGACCGCUUCGCUGCCUCCAACUUUGGGAAAGAACGUUUUGUGAAGCUCCUCGACCAACUUCACAACUCCCUGCGCAUCGACCUGUCCAUGUACCGGAACAACUUUCCAGCCAGCAGCCCUGAACGCCUGCAGGACCUCAAGUCCACUGUGGACCUGCUCACCAGCAUCACCUUCUUCCGCAUGAAGGUUCAGGAGCUGCAGAGCCCCCCGCGAGCCAGCCAGGUGGUGAAGGACUGCGUGAAGGCCUGCCUCAACUCCACCUACGAGUACAUCUUCAACAACUGCCACGAGCUCUACAGCCGCGAGUACCAGACCGACCCGGCAAAGAAGGGGGAGUUGCCUCCUGAGGAGCAGGGCCCCAGCAUCAAGAACCUGGACUUCUGGUCCAAGCUCAUCACCCUCAUCGUGUCCAUCAUCGAGGAAGACAAGAAUUCCUACACACCUUGCCUCAACCAGUUCCCGCAAGAGCUGAACGUGGGUAAGAUCAGCGCCGAGGUGAUGUGGAGCCUGUUCGCGCAGGACAUGAAGUACGCCAUGGAGGAGCACGACAAGCACCGGCUGUGCAAGAGCGCCGACUACAUGAACCUGCACUUCAAGGUCAAGUGGCUGUACAACGAGUACGUGGCCGAGCUGCCCGCCUUCAAGGAGCACGUGCCCGAGUACCCCACGUGGUUCGAACCCUUUGUCAUCCAGUGGCUGGACGAGAAUGAAGAGGUGUCCCGAGAUUUCCUGCAUGGGGCACUGGAGCGUGACAAGAAGGAUGGGUUCCAGCAGACGUCGGAACACGCCCUGUUCUCCUGCUCCGUGGUGGACGUGUUCUCCCAGCUCAACCAGAGCUUUGAGAUCAUCAAGAAGCUGGAGUGUCCCGACCCGCAGAUCGUGGGCCACUACAUGCGACGCUUUGCCAAGACCAUCAGCAACGUGCUCCUCCAGUAUGCGAACAUCGUGUCCAAGGACUACGCCACCUACUGCUCCAAGGAGAAGGAGAAAGUGCCCUGCAUCCUCAUGAACAACACGCAGCAGCUCCGGGUGCAGCUGGAGAAGAUGUUCGAGGCCAUGGGCGGGAAGGAGCUGGACGCCGAGGCCAGCGACAUCCUCAAGGAGCUGCAGGUGAAGCUCAACAGUGUCCUGGAUGAGCUGAGCCGUGUGUUCGCCACCAGUUUCCAGCCACACAUAGAGGAGUGCGUGAAGCAGAUGGGCGACAUCCUGAGCCAGGUGAAGGGCACCGGGAAUGUGCCGGCCAGCGCCUGCAGCAGCGUGGCCCAGGACGCUGACAACGUGCUGCAGCCCAUCAUGGACCUGCUGGACAGCAACCUGACCCUCUUCGCCAAGAUCUGUGAGAAAACGGUGCUGAAGCGUGUCCUGAAGGAGCUGUGGAAGCUGGUGAUGAACACGAUGGAGAAGACCGUGGUGCUGCCGCCGCUCACCGACCAGACGAUGAUCGGCACCCUCUUGAGAAAACAUGGCAAGGGAGUAGAAAAGGGCCGGGGGAAACCGCCGAGCCACUCCGAUGGAACCCAGAUGAUCUUCAACGCAGCCAAGGAGCUCGGGCAGCUGUCGAAGCUCAAGGACCACAUGGUGCGGGAGGAAGCCAAGAGCUUGACACCGAAGCAGUGUGCGGUGGUGGAGCUGGCCCUAGACACCAUCAAGCAAUACUUCCACGCGGGCGGCGUGGGCCUCAAGAAGACCUUCCUGGAGAAGAGCCCCGACUUGCAGUCCCUGCGCUACGCCCUGUCGCUCUACACGCAGGCCACCGACCUGCUCAUCAAGACCUUCGUGCAGACCCAGUCGGCCCAGGUCCAUGGUGGCAAGGGCACUAGGUUCACUCUUAGUGAAGACAUUUAUCCUGAGAAGGGCUCAGGUGUGGAGGACACGGUGGGCGAGGUCUCGGUGCACGUGGAGCUGUUCACGCACCCCGGAACAGGGGAGCACAAGGUCACCGUGAAAGUGGUGGCGGCCAACGACCUCAAGUGGCAGACUUCGGGCAUCUUCCGGCCGUUUAUUGAGGUCAACAUCAUCGGGCCGCAGCUCAGCGACAAGAAACGCAAGUUUGCCACCAAAUCCAAGAACAACAGCUGGGCGCCCAAGUACAACGAGAGCUUCCAGUUCACCCUGAGCGCGGACGCGGGCCCCGAGUGCUACGAGCUGCAGGUGUGCGUGAAGGACUACUGCUUUGCGCGCGAGGACCGCACGGUGGGGCUGGCCGUGCUGCAGCUGCGGGAGCUGGCCCAGCGCGGGAGUGCGGCGUGCUGGCUGCCGCUGGGCCGCCGCAUUCAUAUGGACGACACGGGCCUCACGGUGCUGCGCAUCCUGUCGCAGCGCAGCAACGACGAGGUCGCCAAGGAGUUCGUCAAGCUCAAGUCGGACACGCGCUCGGCCGAGGAGGGCGGCGCCGCGCCUGCGCAGUAGCACGCGCGCCACGCGGCGGCGGGGCGGGGGAGGCCUACUGGGCGGUACUGCGCUUGCGCGCCGGAGCUCCGCCCCUCGGGAAGGGUCUCCUGCGCCUGCGCAAUGGCUCCCGGACUGAGGGGGCGACGCCACGCCCCCGUGAGGCCACGCCCCUGGCUGCAGGAAGGCGGAAGUGGCCUUCCCCGCUGGACCAUCCCAGGGAUGCGGGGCUGGGCAGGGG
This is a messenger RNA of Suncus etruscus (white-toothed pygmy shrew), 5545 nucleotides long. It is a transcript of the gene UNC13A, whose product is annotated as unc-13 homolog A. The coding region runs from base 94 to 5325 and encodes 1743 amino acids. Gene Ontology annotation, molecular function: diacylglycerol binding; syntaxin-1 binding; phospholipid binding. The transcript is spliced from 45 exons. The record is from RefSeq and is a predicted model, not a curated record. Gene Ontology annotation, biological process: presynaptic dense core vesicle exocytosis; neuromuscular junction development; synaptic vesicle priming. Lineage: Eukaryota; Metazoa; Chordata; Mammalia; Eulipotyphla; Soricidae. Gene Ontology annotation, cellular component: plasma membrane; presynaptic membrane; synaptic vesicle membrane.